CGAUACUUGAAUUCGUAACGUCACAGAGUCACAUCAUCAUACGCGUUCAAAUAAUACUUUGAUUUAACUUUGUUUCACAAACUUUCCUCUUCAUUCGAUGACGAUACAGGAUCUACCUUCUGUUUUAGAUUCACCGACCUCUGUAUCAUCCAUAUCUUCAUCUUCUACCACAACAAUUUCUUCUCGUAAAAGACAAAGAAGCACGUCCGCAAAUUCUGCUACAGAAGAAUCCUUAAAGCGCGGCAGUCCCCGACCUCAAAUUGAUCCUCUCUCGAUAGGUGAAGCGAAGAACAUGGUCGAAGAUUCCGAAAUGGACUCUUACAUGCAGGAGCAGGGUCACAUUGGGCCCAGUUCUGCUGACAAACUCACGCGCAUCGCCGAGCUUCAGCGUACGCCUCUCGCGCUGAAUCAAACUUGGUUUCUCGUCGAUCGGGCCUGGUGCUGUCGGUGGCGAGCGGCUUUGGGCGAAAUAGACCCCAAGUCCAAUGAAGCCACAAUAUCAGAAAGCCAAUUAGGAUCUCCCUCCACCAGCGCGUUGAUAGACGAAUUCGGGAACCUCAAGCCUGGCCUGGUGGAGGAUGUGGACUUUGAGCUUUUUCCAAAUGAAGCUUGGAGCUUGCUGGUUAGCUGGUACGGCGAACCUCCUACAUCUCUACGUAGGAAUACUAUUGCCCGCGGAUACAAUCAAAGUACCAUUGCCGUGGAGCUUCAUCCCCCGAAAUUCUACAUCUUCCGCCUUACCAAAGAAGACGAAAUCGAUGAAGCAUACAUCUCCUCCCCAUCCGAAACAUCCUUACCGGCCACCAUAACACUGUCUGCGCACGCAACGCUCAAGGACCUGCAUCGUGAAUCUGUAUCAAUCCUUCAUACCGGAAUAGCCAGCAAUCUCCCCCAAUCCCGCCUCUGGCGAUUAAACGAGUCGAGUGCUUCUCAUCUUUCGCGGCAACUUCCUAUGUCCAAAUUUUCCGCCAUUGAAUUGCUUGACACCACAAUAAAUGGAUCCAAGACUUUGGAAGAGGCUUUGUUCCAAAGCCAGGACUCAUUUGCGCUGGAAUUUCAGGAUAUAACGACUCGCGAGUGGUUAGUAAAGUCUGAAAUUGAAGAAACCACUCCUGAACCUUUGUUCAAAUCCAAUGACGCCUUUUUCAAUCGUAUGUCUGGAGCUUCCUCAUCAUCUUUAUUUUCGAAUAGCCAAUCGAAUGGAGAUGCCAGAGCAGAGGUUAACGAGAAAUUAUCGGUCGUUUCAAAGGAGAAGCCGAAAGAGAAGUGGAUUGAACCCGGAACGCUGGGGUUGGGCAACAUGGGAAAUACAUGUUUCAUGAAUUCAGCCAUUCAAUGCCUCGGACAUCAGAAGGAGCUAACAGAGUAUUUUCUUACAGGGGUUUACAGUCGUGAGCUGAACCCAGACAAUCCUCUUGGCAUGGGAGGUGCCAUCGCCGAAGGAUUUGGUGCUCUUUUGACUCGUAUGUGGGCAGGAUCGGAGCUUGCACACACCUAUGGGGCGUUGGAUAAGCUCAGGGAAGGAUCAGGCGGAAUGGGUGCGAAAAACAAAGUGUCCAAAUUUUUCAAAAAUACGUCCAACUUCAGCAACAAUUUCGGUGGUUCUGGUGACGGGGCUACUUUGAACCCAUCCGCGACGUCCUAUUCCCCUCGAGACUUCAAAUCCCAAUUAUCUCGGUUCGCUCCACAAUUUUCUGGGUACCAGCAGCAUGAUUCUCAGGAACUGGUUGCGUUCCUACUCGAUGGAUUGCACGAAGAUCUGAACCGAGUUUUGAAGAAGCCUUACGUGGAAAAGCCGGACUGGUUUGGUGCCCGUCCUCCUGUGUUGCAUCCCUUCAGGGAACGGCGUACGGCAGAAAUCGACGGCGAAGAAGAAGACAAGGAUGAAUACAUGCGCGCAAAGGAAGAGUAUGAAGCUAAGGAACGCGAAAUUUACGUUCAGGAGCAUGGGUGGAAUAAAGACUUGGAAGACAAUAAAGAGAUGUUGAGAUUUGCGAGGGAAAGUUGGGAAGGUUAUAAAAAGCGAAACGAUAGUGUUAUCGUGGAUCUGUUUCAAGGGCAAUAUCGCAGUACUCUCGUCUGUCCCGAGUGCCAGAAAAUCUCUAUAACGUUUGACCCAUUUAUGUACCUCACUUUGCCUUUACCAGUGCAAAAGAAGUGGCGAAGCACUGUUUAUUAUGUCCCAUGGGACAUGAAGAAGCCUCAUCUCAAGGUUCCAAUCGAAAUCGGACGUGACGCAUCAUUCAAGGACUUGAGAGCCCUCCUCGGGCGAUGGAUGAAUGCACCGCCCGAAAACCUCCUGACUCUCGAAUACUUCAGUCAUCACUUUUACAAGAAUCUCGACGAUACGAUACUUUGUGGAGAAAUCGGUGAUAAUGACACCAUCAUCUGUUUCGAACUCCCAUGCAAUUCCCAGCAGUCGAGGACAUGGAAGCGUAGUGAUCAUCCGAAUGCUCCUUGGGUAUUACCGCUCCUACUAUGUGAUGCACCUCCAACCUCCUUUAGCACUAAUGCUUUCUCAAAAACAUACGGCAAUCAUCGCUUGGGCAAUAACUUAUUCGGAUAUCCCACCAUCGUGGUAGUCACUGCAGAACAGGCUAAAUCCGUUGAAGGUAUUUAUGGUGCAGCCGUCGAAAGAUUAGCUCGAUGGACUAGGCAGGAGCGCGAUCUUUGGACCUGGGAGUUGCCGGAUGGCUUCCCAAUUUCUGUCAUCGACGAGAAAGUGGAAACUGUCACACUCAACGUUAUGGAUGAAGAUGGCUUAGAGACUGUCACAGAGAUUAGUGAAGAUGGCGCCGUGGUCAACGUGACACAACCCGUCCCGGCUCGUCAGCAGCCCACGCCUCUGCUGACUCCGGAGGAGGGUGACAUAGUUGAUGAAAAAAGUAUGGUUCUCGACAUCGGAGAAGACACUCUAGAGUCUGGGUUAAAGAGUGCUGUGCCAAUUCGGCUUGGUCCCAAAAAGGAUAUUUUCACAUUGCGAUUGAGCACGGGACAAAAAGACUACGGAACAAGCGGUUAUACGUCCACCCCAGUCUCUUGGGAGUCGAGGAUCGAAGAAGCAGAAAAGACGGCGCUCACGAAUCCGGAAUCAGCAGUAGGAGGACUUUUGAAAGAACAUGACGUCCUGUACUGCGAGUUCGACGAAAAUAUGAAAUCUUACUAUUUCGGAGAAGAGCGUUCCUUCCCCAAGUAUGAACACGCUCUUUGGGAAAUCUGGGAUGAGUAUCUUCAUCCAGAGUAUCAAGAUUCCGUGAAAUCCGCAGCUUCGAAAUCCUCUAGGGGAAUCUCACUCUCUGACUGUUUGGACGAGUUCACAAAGGAAGAACAGCUUGGCGCCGAUGAUCUCUGGUAUUGUCCACAGUGCAAGAAACAUCAGCAGGCCACCAAGAAGUUCGACUUGUGGAGCACGCCAGAUGUUCUUGUGGUACAUCUGAAGAGAUUCAGCAAUUCGAGGAUGUUACGCGACAAGAUUGAUGCAUUUGUCGAUUUCCCAAUUCUAGGACUCGACAUGAAUGAACGAGUCAACGAGAGACGUGUCAUUUCUAGCUUGGAGAGAAUGGGCGUCGAUACCGACUCUGUCGAGUUGCUGGGUCGAGGAUCUGAGGGUGGAAGCGGUCCAACGUCAGAACCCUUAAUCUAUGAUCUAUUUGCUGUCGAUGAACAUCUCGGUGGCCUUGGAGGGGGCCAUUAUCGAGCGUAUGCGUUCAACCACAUGAAUAACAAAUGGUAUCACUUUGAUGAUUCAUUCGUUUCGGAAUCAACUGCAGAUAACGCAGUGAAUGCAAAUGCUUAUCUUCUGUUUUACCGUCGUCGCUCCUCGUCACCCUUGGGUGGACAAAGCCACGCACUUGUCGAGCAGGUUUUACGAUCACCCACACAAAUUGUCUCCUCUACGUCCGACGACGAGACAAAUGAUGCUCCCUCCGACGUCAUUGGCGUUUCUCCAAUGCACACUGAUAUACAACUUCCCACCCCUCCUAGUGAGGUCGACACCCUCCCUUCCUAUUUGAAUGAUUCUCCGACGUCGUCUCUUGGAGCCGGCUUUACGAUGACAAACUGGCAAAGUAGUCAGUCCAGUCAUUUUCGCUCAGGUGUACCCACCGACGAUGAAGGAGAAUAUGAACAGAGUCCUUUCCUGGGAAUUUUUAAUGAUGUCGGCAUCUCUUCCGUACUACCACCAUCGUCUUUGGCUGAUUCAUCCCCGUCGUCCUCUGUCGGGGUAGAGCCUGAUUUUGAUACUGAUUUGCGCAGCGAUGAUCUUAACGAUCUUGACGGGGAAGGAGAGGAUGAUGAUGACGAGGGCCCUUGGUCCAGCGAAGCACGGGCUAGGAGUAUGACUUUGGAAACUGAGGGUGAGGUAAGAGAGACUUCGCCGGCAUGGUCAGUUUCCGCGCAUAGUGCGAGUCAAAGAAGUAGUGAGGUUGCUUCACCGGACGACUGAGCUAACAUAAAUCCUUCCAUCGAUAAUAAUAUGUAGACAGUACUAUCCAGCUUUCCUUUGCCUUUUUCUUGUGUUAUUUUGACUGUCGCGCAUAUGUAACGUAUCGACUACACACAGCAUACUUAUUUCAUACUCUGUUCAAUGCGAUGUAUCUGGCAUGAAACGC
This is a messenger RNA of Lentinula edodes (shiitake mushroom), 4610 nucleotides long. RefSeq lists its product as uncharacterized. Lineage: Eukaryota; Fungi; Basidiomycota; Agaricomycetes; Agaricales; Omphalotaceae. The record is from RefSeq and is a predicted model, not a curated record. The transcript is spliced from 7 exons. Gene Ontology annotation, molecular function: cysteine-type deubiquitinase activity. Gene Ontology annotation, biological process: protein deubiquitination. Bases 98 to 4444 code for a protein of 1448 amino acids.